This is a messenger RNA of Suillus subaureus, 699 nucleotides long. RefSeq lists its product as uncharacterized. The transcript is spliced from 8 exons. Bases 1 to 699 code for a protein of 232 amino acids. The record is from RefSeq and is a predicted model, not a curated record. NCBI's taxonomy places the organism in Eukaryota, Fungi, Basidiomycota, Agaricomycetes, Boletales, Suillaceae.
AUGACGUGCGCUUUCGUCAGAGACUUAACCAUUCAGACUGGUGACCUUGGCAAGGAGGCGACGCUUGUGCUCAUGUUCCAUAGCGACAUGGAGUGUAUAUACCACAAGUUGUUUCCUGUCAUCUGGAGAACUACCUCACUCGGAGAGAAGGGCCGGUACAGCAUGCGCGUGACCUACACGAAUCAACUUGCUUUCUGCCGAGUGCAGGUCAAUGUUGGGAACAUAGUUGACACCGAAACUCAUGUCCAGAUCGAUGACGGCAAAAAAACCACCUUGACCCAGACGGAUGAUAGCUUCAAGUUCUCUGUCCCUAAGCACGGACUCCCUGGUUACCUGGAGGCCAUUAACGAGACUGGGUUUAUUCAGCACAUUGCAAUAGGCACCAUGAACCCAGGAGACUCAAAGCCCAAGCCGGUGCUCUAUUUCAAGGACGUUGAGCAUGUCAUCUUCUUUUCAUUUUCCUCCAUGGAACUCACAAUGCAAGACAGAGACGGCAGUCUAGUCAAGGCCAAGUUCGCUCUGAUUCUUCGCGCCUAUAUCUCAUCGGACCAUAAAGAGGCCUCGGUCCUAGAAGGUGCCAUUUGCACCGAUUCGAUCUGGGAGCAAGAUCUCGCCCAGCUUCCCGAGUCCACCACCUUGACACUCAGCCGGAAGCCGGCCACUGGACAUUACACGAUCACCCAGGAAGGUGUAAUUUAA